Molecule: messenger RNA, 3264 nt
Organism: Sporisorium graminicola
Lineage: Eukaryota; Fungi; Basidiomycota; Ustilaginomycetes; Ustilaginales; Ustilaginaceae
Exons: 1
Coding region: 1-3264 (1087 amino acids)
Source: RefSeq, a predicted model, not a curated record
AUGCAGGCCGAACCAUCACAAGCAUCCCACGCUGCCUUGGGUGUAACCAGCGGUGCUUCGCCUCAAUCCACAUCGCCUUACCUAACUGCAGUACCUUACGGCUUCUUUGCGUCUCCUGCCCAGUCGGUGCUGUUUGAUCCAACAAACCAGCAACAAUCUCGGCAUCUUCAACAACAGCAGCAGCAGGGACAGCCGCCACAGCCUAGCUUUGCCAACGCCGACGGCUCUUUCCAGCACGCCGCCGCUCACAGCUUUCAGACUCUGGCAAACGACUCAAACGCUUCGUCACACGACGCUGCCUAUCGCGUCCCCGCCAUCCCACGCGCUGUGCAGGCAAUCGACUACAGCAACCCUUACCACCAGCUCGACUCGCACAUGCAGCAGCAGCAACCACAACAACACGCAUCGCAUCCGGUUCCGUACACUCAUCACUACGCAUCUACUUCCUACUCGGCGUUGGCUGGUCCAUCUCCAGUAGCAGCGUUUACCCCGGACCUUUCUUCGCACCCAUACGCACACUCUGACAUGGGCAUGAUGCCACCCACUGCUGGCCUGCCCAUGAUGCGCUAUAACUCCUUCGGCAUGUCGACCGACGACAUGUCGCGUGCAAGCUCUUCCAACGGCACGCCUGGUCCCAUGACCCAACAGGACAUCGACAAUUUGCUCGCCAUGUCGCGUGCCCAGGCAGGCAGCCACGGUGACGCCAGCGCCUUUCCUUGCACCUACUGCGACAAGGUCUACACGGGUAAACACGCGCGCAGCAUCUGGCGUCGCCACCUUCAGGACAAGCACAACAUCCCACUCAGCGCCCAGCCACGCCGAACGCGCUGGGACGGCGAUGUCAAUCGUCCCAAGAAUGCUGAAGAGCGUCGUGCACGCAUGCUCGAGAGCAAACGUCGAUGGGCAAGGAAGAAGCGCCUCCAAGAGAAGCAGGCGGCCCAAGGCGGCCACUCGGGUUCUGGCAGCACGCCCAUGCCCGACGAUUCGGACGACGACGGCGCUGAUGAUGGCGACGACGGUGCCGAUGCCGAUGUAUCCAGCAUGUCGAUGUCGAUGUCAUUUUCGCGCGACACCGACGACUCCUUACCGUUUGCCCACGUCCCCGCUCAAGCGAACAGGAGAGCCUCGCUCAAGGCUCCUGAAGCUGCACAGUGGGCGACUGCUCCCGAAGCUCAGUUCUUCGCCGCCUCCCAAGAGGAGCUCGGCCGCCCAGCCAAGAGACAGGCUUUGGCUCCCUCGACCGCAUACAACAUCGCAGGGCCAAGCCCGGUGUCUGGCCAAUUCCCAGCGCAGAUGCCCUCGGUUCCUUUCGGCGCUCAUGAGACGGGGCCGGGCGCAACCAUGUACUCAAGCUCGCCCAUGCGUCGAUCCGGCCUGCCUCUGGCUCCUGUCUCCCAGCAAGGCGGUGGUCUUCAGAUCCUUUCCAACGCGAAUGCAAGCUUCAGCUCCAACAGCAGCGACUAUUCUCAGCCCAACUCGGCCAGCUUCUUCAAUGACAGCUUCGCCGGCAACAUGAGCAACGCCGGCAGCGACUCUGCUAACACCUCGAUCGACACUCCCGCCACCAAAUGGCCCGCCCUGCCCCCACUUGACGGUCCUGCCGACAAGGAGGCCGCGGCUCGUGCCAUCGAGGCGGAAGCAGGCGUCAUGGACGACUCUCAGCCUCGACCACCGAAGGGCGACACUCGUGAUGCGGCUAUCCAGCUUCUAGCGCUGCGAUCGGGCUCCAAUUCGCCGACAGACGAUCGCGAGAUGAGCGUGAGGCGAAGGGAUGCGAUCGAGGACGCUCCUUGGAGCUCGACACCGAGUCGCGGCAAGGCUACCUCUGAACAUGCAGCCCUCACGGCUCUGUCGUGCUCGUCCACAGCAGCAGAGACGGGCAGAAAGGGUGGUGCACUGGACGACCUCUGUCUCAGCCCAUCCCCCAUUUCUCGCACCCUUGCAUCGGGAGCAACGGCAGUGCGAGCCAUGCCUGUCACCACACCUGGACCUGCUAUUCGUGGAAGCGAUAAUCCUUUCAGCCUCGACAAGCACAAAAUUUCACCUUACGAGGGCAGACGCAAACUCAGCUACUCUGGCGCGCCCGCCUCGCCCACCGCCUCGCCGACGCAUCUCACCUUUGGAGGUGUCGGCAUGGACAGGAGCCUUUCAUCUUCCAGCGCGGCCUCGACUGGCGUCAAGCUGGCCCCGCUUGUCAGCACUCCCAUCCGCCCUUCGUCGCAAGGUCAACACGCAGCUGAUGCUGAGAUGGCGGCAGAGCGUACCAAGAUGGACGCCUUGCCACCCUUGCUUGGAUCCGCAAGCAAGAAGACGGUGAGCGCGCCGGUGAUGUCGACGCCCUUCUCGAAGCCUAUGGCUGGGUUGGGCUACUCUGCGCUUCGCCGUGGUGUAGGCGCGAUAGCCUCAGGUCCCAACGCUCAAAUGGCUUCGAUGACGUCUUCGGUGCGACCAUCGCCUUCGCGUCACCACUCGGACGACCAGUUUAGCUCCCCUCAGCACCUCAACCUCACCGAGAGUCUUGGCUUGGCACCGCACUCGAUCUCGCGCACUUCUUCUUACGCUUCUGCCUGCUAUGCUUCUUCUCUUGGUUUGACCCCGAGCGUUGCUGCAAUGUCCGGCGGCUUGAUCUCGGGCACGCCUUUCCACUCGGGACUUGGUGCGCUGAGCGGACUAGGAGGCUUCACGCCUCUGUCCACCGCCAAAGUUGGUUUGGCAGGUGGAGUUGGGUUCUGGCCCGAGUCGACACGAAAGUCCGGCACCAAGGGUGCCAGCUCGCUCCUGCACGCCGACAACAACUCGCCAACUGUCUACAAGUCGGCAUCAGCAUCGUCGUCAUCGUCGUCGGCCUCAGCAUCGCAGCAACAAUCGUCUGCCCGCGCCUCGGCCUCGCGCCUCAGCGGCAGCGGCAAACGCAAGUUAUCGGCACUGUCCAGACCCAGCGCCACCAAAGCUGGCGGCGCGGCUUCGCCUGUGAUGGGUGGAGGCAAGGGGGACGUCUUUGGCGCGAACUGCCGUAAGGAACAGGUUGCGGGUGCUGCACCUAGCAGCGACGACACGUUUGGUGACGAUGACGACGACGACGACGAGAAUCUCAUCAUGUCGAUUGGCGCGCUGGACACGCCUUCGAGGCCGGCAGUGAUGCGGAAGCUGGCGAGGAGCAAGAGUGCCGCUGAGCACAAGUUACUCUCGCCUUCUUCGGCAAAGGGUAGUGGUGGCGUAAUGGCGCAGGAGAGGUCGCCGUUGAGGGCGAUUAAACUGAACUAG